CAAAACAUUAUCUGUUAAUCAUUGGAAGAAGCAACAGCACUCAGCUUCGAUGGCGACUACGUGAUACUUGCAUCAAAAAGUCACCGACUACAACUUCGAAAUUGUCUAUAUCUGCUGCUGGAGGUGCACAUUACUAUCAACGGUUUCAUUCAUGCUCACCAUUCAUCAAAGCGCAUGGCAGCUAUGGCUGUGAAAUCCGAAAGCUUACAUCAUGCCACCGAGGCUCUCAUUCUUCCCCAACCUCGAAAGUUCUACCGCGCUGCCGUAGAAACAAGUCAUUGGCAGCUUCGGUCCCUCAUUAGCUCUCCUGAAUCCCACAUUGUAUACUAUCCAUCUGGAUCCGAAGUCUUCUCUUUGAAUACCAAAACACAGGAGCGCGAAGUCAUUGCGAAGCUCCCUUUUCUUCCCCGAUGUCUCAUAGCAUCGAAGGAUUGGUUAUGCUGCGGCGCGGAAUCAGGGCAAUAUGUUUCGAUAUCUCUGAAAGAUAGAGCAGAGGAUCGGAAUUUGAUAUUCAGUGGAGAAGCGGACCCCGAUGAACGACUACCUCUGGACCUUGAUCCUACGAGACGAUCCACAACUCGAGAAGCAAAUUCCUCUAUACGAAGGUCUCCGAGUCGCCCUCUUCAACCAACCCCAAUAAAGAUAGGAACUGAGAUUGUCAAUUGCGUGACUCUCUGGAGCCCAGGGGAGAUGGUAUCCGAAAAGGCAUACGACAUACCAGUGGCCGUAGUAGCAAACAAUGAUUGCACCGUCUCAAUUGUCAAUGUUCGAGAUUCCGAAGUGCUUGAAAAGUUGACAUUGCCCGACUUUGUCAACCGGUCUGUUAUCUCUCCAGAUGGCGAAAUACUUGUCACGAUAUGUGAUGAUCCAUUUCUCUACAUCCAUCAAAGAACCGAGAAGAUUGGAUUUAGAAAGCAGCGAUUCGGUACCAAGGAUGUGCAACGUUAUGAGUGGGUGUUGGCCGGCAAGAUCCAAUUGGAAGGACAGCGGACAACCGACAAGUCAGAGAAUAGGGGAAGUUUCACAGCAUGUUUUUCACCUUCAGGGAGAUACCUGGCUGUGGCAACUCAAUACGGCGUCAUAUCCAUUUUCGAUGCUCAGCGGUUAACGGACCAUGACUCGUUACUGGUCAUAUUCACGACCUCAAGGCCAGGUGCAUCAAACGGUGCUGUUCGAUCAAUGGAAUUUUCGCCAGCACCAUUUGACCUUCUAGCGUGGACAGAACACAGUGGUCGAAUAGGGGUCGCUGAUGUUCGAUCUCUUUUCUAUUCUCGGCAGCUGAUCAGAAUAAACUCAGAUGGUGAAGGAGUAGAGACGGUCAAUGUCUCGGAUAGACGUACCGAAUCCUUCAUCGAUCCUCGACUACUCAAUGUCCGUAAUGAGUCGCCUUCAUCGCACAGCAGCACUCCUGAUUAUCUCGGAUUAGACCUUGAGAGGAGGCAAUUGAGACAUUUGACUCGAGAGAUGUUAGAUAGGCAUCAUACACCAGUGACUGUGGAAGAAUUGGAGGUCCUUCAAGCCCAUCGAAUUGCCCGUCGUCAAAGAGACGCAGCGAAUGCAGCACGCGAAGCUCUUGCAGAAGGUUCAGGCCGAUGGAGUGCAUGGGGAGACGGUCAGCGUUCGUCAACAGCUAGUGGUGAAGGACCUGGAAGCACUAGUCGACGAAUCUCAACUAGCGGAUUGCCUGCCGCUCUACGAGAGUUCGUAAAUCCUGACCGAACUGCUGCAUCAUUUAGAUCAUUUAUCAACGAACGAAAUCGUGAGAAUGAGAGACGGAGUCAACUGCAACAAGAACCUAGACGACGAGCCUCAAUGAUCUUGGCAGCCGCCGAGAAUGCGAUUGAGCGGGAAACUCUAGGCACAGGAGCCCGACCAAGUAAUGACACGUCUACUACACUCGAACGGUUGACCUUGACACCUUCUCGUCUAGAGACUUUUGGUUCUGACUCGCCAAAUAAUCCGUGGGCGGAGAUUGAUGCUCUAUAUCGGUCACGAUUUCCUGGAGAUCCACCCUUGGACAGAUCGACCAGGCUUCGAGUUGAGGUAGCAGCUGAUGAGGAGCCAAGAGAUUUUGCUCACCGAUUAAGGCAGCCCUGGCGGCCCUUGGAUGAUCUCGGUUCUGGAACAGGAAUAAUCCCUGGCGGAGGAGGGCUUCGGGCACCUGAAACUAUGGGUUGUGCCUGGAGCUCGGAUGGCAGGAUCUUAUACGUUGGGGCUCAGGAUGGCAUUCACGAGUACCACGUGAACGUCCCUGCACGAAAGAAAUUUCCCAGCCUUGUAAUGCGAUAAUAUUGGUUUGGCGGGCGUCCGGGAGUUUUGGCCUCUUUCUGAACGUGUAUUGUUACCCAUAUUUGGAAAUUUCGAAAAGUGGCGGAACCUUCUGCUAAUGCGCUUCCAUCGAAGUCGGUGCUAUGAAGUUUUGCACAUAGGAGAGAUGCGGUGGAUUCCAUGACCCUUAGCACAUAGGACGGAUGCAUCACGGUGAGUUUAUGACAGCAAUCAAUAGCGACAUAAUGAUAUGGCCUUCAAUACAAAAAUUGAAACAG
Mollisia scopiformis is the source of this 2546-nucleotide messenger RNA. RefSeq lists its product as uncharacterized. NCBI's taxonomy places the organism in Eukaryota, Fungi, Ascomycota, Leotiomycetes, Helotiales, Mollisiaceae. Gene Ontology annotation, molecular function: protein binding. The transcript is spliced from 5 exons. The record is from RefSeq and is a predicted model, not a curated record. Bases 175 to 2289 code for a protein of 704 amino acids.